GUUUCACAUCAGACAGCAAAUAAGCUUUUGUUGCUUUGUGCCAAAUGUAGGAUCCUUACUGCUCGCUCUCCCUCUGAAUUUCUCUUAUUCUCUGCUCAAAUCAAAGCAAAAGAGAAAAAAGCUUCAAUCGAUCAUCUUCUUCAGCUUCAAAUCCACAAAUCUAAGCAGGUUACAGAGAUUUCUGAGUGUUUUUCUUCUUAAAUCUGAUGUCUCCACCACUACUUGGUGUUGUGGAGGAGGGUGGUCAGAGCAAUGUCACUCUACUGGCUUCUUCAACCUCUGCAGAAAGCAUAUGCCAGAAUAGCUCUAACUUGAAAGAGCGAAACUAUAUGGGACUGUCAGAUUGUUCUUCUGUGGACAGUUCAGUAGUUCCUGCUGCAUCUGAUGACAGCAAGACUCGUCUCAAUCUGAAAGCUACAGAACUGCGACUUGGUCUUCCCGGGUCUCAAUCUCCUCGAAGGAAUUCAGAUCUUAGCCUGUUGAGCUCUACACAACUUGAUGAGAAGCCCUUCUUUCCCUUGCACCCCUCUAAUGAUGUUCACUGCUCUUCAGCACAGAAAAAUGUGGUUUUGGGUAACAAAAGAGGGUUCUCUGACACCAUGGAUGGCUUCUCAGAGGGUAAAUUUAUUUCAAAUUCAGAGGUUAAUGUGAUGCUGUCACCUAGGCCCUCCCCAAACUUGGGACUGAAACCUGGUUCUGCACUUGAGAGCUUUGGGACUCAAGCAGCUAAAGUGAAGGACAUAGCUUCCCCAAAGGUACCGCAGGAGAGGCCUCGUGGAGUAAAUGAUAAUAGACCAAGUCACAAUGCUUCUGCAAACAACAACAGUAGCGCACCUGCUACCAAGGCACAGGUUGUGGGUUGGCCACCUAUCAGAUCAUUUAGGAAGAACUCUCUUGCUACCACGUCAAAGAACACGGAAGAAGUGGAUGGAAAAGCUGGAUCUGGUGCUUUGUUUGUCAAGGUUAGCAUGGAUGGUGCCCCUUAUUUAAGGAAAGUGGACUUGACAAACUACUCUGCAUAUCAGGAACUGUCUUCUGCCCUCGAGAAGAUGUUCAGCUGCUUUACCAUAGGCCAAUAUGGAUCUCAUGGAGCUCUGGGAAGGGAGUUGCUGAGUGAGAGCAAGCUGAAGGAUCUUCUUCAUGGGUCAGAAUAUGUUCUUACCUAUGAGGAUAAAGAUGGAGACUGGAUGCUUGUUGGUGAUGUUCCAUGGGAGAUGUUUAUUGAUACAUGCAAGAGGCUGAGGAUCAUGAAGAGCUCUGAUGCAAUUGGCCUAGCCCCAAGGGCUGUGGAGAAAUGCAAGAAUAGGAACUAGCCAACAGUGCUAUCGGUCCAGCACAUCAGGGUUGAAACUUUUGAAAUUGGUACCUGUUCAUGGUUCAAAUUGCCGGCAAGGGGAGCCAGGAAAGAUAAGGUGUUGGACUGGGCACAAUAUCAUGGGUAUCUGUGUUUAUGAUCUUACUGUGUUUGAGUUUUUCCCUUCAAAGCAUGCAUGUUUUCUAAGCUCUGUUAAGUUUAUAAAAUCAUAAAACUCCAAAGACAUGGGUAUUUGGGAGUGCCAUUAUUAUUCUGUGUUAAAGUCUGGACAAGUUCCUUCAAUACGGAACCGUAGUCUGUAAAGUGCAUGGUUUGUUGAUCUCAUUAUGUAAUGUUUGUCUGGUGAAAACCUCUGAUUUCAGGCAAAAUCUAGGAACCUGACCAUAUUUUUAACAUCUA
Manihot esculenta (cassava) is the source of this 1714-nucleotide messenger RNA. RefSeq names its product auxin-responsive protein IAA9. Gene Ontology annotation, biological process: regulation of DNA-templated transcription. The record is from RefSeq and is a predicted model, not a curated record. The transcript has 7 exons. Gene Ontology annotation, cellular component: nucleus. Bases 207 to 1313 code for a protein of 368 amino acids. Gene Ontology annotation, molecular function: protein binding. NCBI's taxonomy places the organism in Eukaryota, Viridiplantae, Streptophyta, Magnoliopsida, Malpighiales, Euphorbiaceae.